Messenger RNA from Dictyostelium discoideum AX4, 3123 nucleotides. RefSeq lists its product as hypothetical. The transcript is spliced from 2 exons. The record is from RefSeq and is a predicted model, not a curated record. Gene Ontology annotation, biological process: chromatin remodeling. NCBI's taxonomy places the organism in Eukaryota, Evosea, Eumycetozoa, Dictyosteliales, Dictyosteliaceae. The coding region runs from base 1 to 3123 and encodes 1040 amino acids.
AUGGGGUUUGGUAGUGAAAACAAUGAUAUAAAUAUUAAUUAUAAUAAUAAUAAUAAUAAUAAUAAUUAUAAUAAUAAUAACAAUAUCACAAAUGUAAAUAAUAAUAAUAAUAACAAUAACAAUAAUAAUAACAAUAAUAUUCUUUAUAUAGAUGAUGAAAACAAUGGUUAUGAUGAUGAUAAUAUUAUAAAUAAUAAAAUUAAAUAUUGGCAAGAUGAAUUCAAUAAAUUAAAACAAGAAUCAUAUGAAAAAAUUAAAUCAUUACCACCAACAAAUAAUCAUACAAACAAUUUUAAAAUUAAUGAUAUUAAAGGUGAUUUAUCAGAUUCUUUAUUUGAUAGAUGGUAUGAAUUUGCAAUUCAAUAUGCUCAAUCUAUAACAACAACAACAGAAACAACAUUAUUUGACAUUAAUAACAAUAAUAAUGAUAAUAAUGAACUAGAAAUUGAAAUGAUAUGUUCAACAAAAGUAUUAUUAAAGAAUAUAAUUGAUAUUGAUAUUAUAGCAAAUUCAUUAUUAGAUGAUAGUGUUUACAGAAAAUAUUUAGAACAAUUUAGAAAGGUUAUAACUAUUUAUAGUAGUAAACCAAAGUUUACAAAAUUAUUACUAUUAUCAAAAUUUGAAAUUAAUAAUAAUCAUCAUCAUCUUAUUAAAGAUCAAUUAAAUGAAAGUUUACAACAACUUUUAAUAAUAUUACAAAAAAGAAUGAUUUCAUCAAUUGGUAAAAGAAUUGAAUUAUUAAAUACAAUUAAAUCAAUAAUUGAAAUUGGUAAUAAACUAUUUAAAAUCAAUAAUAAUACUGUAUUUCCAUUUCAAGUUAAUACAAAUAUCUUAGUAACAUUUUCAAAUUCAACAGAGAAUGGAGAAGUAUUAAGAUCAUUAGGAUUAGAUAUUUUAAAAUUGUUAUUAUUAAAUGAACAACAACAACAACAAGAAGAAGAAGAACAAUUCAAAUUAGAUAUUCUAAGAUCAAUGUCAAUGAUUGCAUCUGAUAAUACAACAUUGAAUUUUAUUUGGUCAAAUCAAGGUAUUAAUUAUAUUGAUGUUGUAACAAUAUUACAAAGUAGAAUACCAACAUCACAAAAGGAAUUAGGUAUAAAAAUAUUAUCAUCAAUUUCAACAAGUAUUAAAUCCUCAACUAUUGAUAUACUAACAAACUAUUGUUCUGAUCAAUCUGAUUAUUCAAAUUCAUCAAUAAAUAAAAUAUUACAAACUAUAUUUGAUUUUAUUGAUUUAUUUUCAAUUAAAAUUCAAACUAAACAAUCUCAACAAUUAUUAUUACAAAAAUUACAACAACAACAAAAACAAGAAGAAGAAGGACAAACUAAAGAAUCAACAUUAUCAAUUUCAUUUAAACCAAGUAAAUAUAAUAAAAAUAUUAAUUAUUUAAAUGAAAAAGUUGAUGGUGGUGGUGGUGUUGGUAGUGGUGGUGGUGAUGAUGAUGAAGAAAGCUCAAGUACAAAUGAAAAAUAUCAAGAGAUAUUAGAUUUAUUUGAAACUAUUGUAAAUCAAAUACCAAAUAAUGAUAUGGUAAUUAAAAAGUUAAUAUCAAGUUGUGGUUGUACUGAAGGUUCAUUAAAGAUAUUAUUAAAUUGUAGUAAGAAAUUUAGUAGAGAUAUGUGGAGUUCACAAUUGUUACCAUUGUUAUUCAAUGAGAUUCAGCUAAUGAAAUUUCAAGGUGUAUCAGGUAUACAACGUGAGCAAUCUGUUAUUGAUUGUGUUAGAGAAUGUGCAAGAUUGUUUUAUUUAGAUUCACCAAAAUCAUUAUCAUCAGCUGAUAAUAGUGAUAUUGGAAGUAACCAUAUCGAAUCAUUGAAAUUCGCUCAUAAUCUAUUCUUUACAAUCAUUGAGGCUAUCAGACAUGGGUAUUACGAUACAGAAGGAUUUCAAAUAGUUUGCUCAAUCAUCAUCCUAAAUCAUCUACCAUCGUCAAUCAAUUGGUUUCAACAAGUUUUAAACCCAUCCACUUGUUAUAAUUUAAAAACCUCUCGUGCUAUAUUCGAUAUUUUCUUACAAUUGAUGGGAUUCUCUGAAGUUGAAAAAUCAGUGACUAUACAAUCAUUGAAAAUCGAUCAUAUGCAUGCGAUUUUUCAUCAAAUGGUUUCAAUUUCGAAUCCCACAGCUUUCAAUUUAAUUUCAACUUGUUUAAAAUUUAAACCUGCAGUUCAAUUCUUAUUGGAUAAUCCAAUUUUAACAAAUACUCUAAUUCAAAGUAUUAGAAUGUUUAUAACAGAGUUGAAAAAUGUUCAAAAUGAAAAUCCUUAUGUUAAAAAUUGUUUGGAAAGGGAGCAGGCUGAAGCAGUGACUGAAGUAAUUAAAAAUAUAUUUCCAAUUGUUAAUCCAUCCGAUGCAAAUUUCUUAUUCUCAAUCUCUUUAAACGUUUUAUUAUUAAUUCCAUCUGGUACACCUUCAAGUUAUGGUGAUGAAGAAUUAAGUAAAUUAAUCAAUAGAAUUCCAAUUGGUUCACCUUUAUCUCUAUUAGAUGUUAUAUCAGGUUUAAAAUUAUGUGGUACUGAAUCAAAGAUUGCAUUAUGUGAUUUCUCACCUCAAUACUGUUUAUUAGAUUCUGAUGAACAAGUUCGUUCAACUGCUUUAAGAGUUUUAUCACGUAGAAAUGAUUUAAUUAUUUCUUCUUCAAAUAAUAAUAAUAAUAAUAGUAGUAGUGGUAGUAGUGAUAAUUUAAAUAAUAUUAGAAAUAGUGGUAGUGGUAUUAUUAAUAAUAAUAAUAUAAAUUUAUUAGACUCAAUAUUUAAAGCAGUAAAAACUAAUAGUAAAAGUUCAAUUUAUGAAAUGGAAUUAUUAAUAUCAGCAUCACCAUUAAUGCCAAUGAUUUUUAAUGUUGAUAAAUCUUAUACAUUACAAUGUUUAGAUUUAUUAUAUAAAGCAAUUAAACAAUCAUCAUUAAGAGAUCCACAAAGUAAACCAAAUCAAAUUGCAACCGAUUCUGCUGAAUAUAUUUUAACUCAAUUAAAACAAUCUGAUAUUGAACUUUAUAUUGGUAGUAAAUCUUCAACCUUAAUAUCAAUUUGUGUAAAAUUAAAAAAAUUUAGUAAUUCAAUUAAAUUAAUAUAUAAAGAUUUAAAGAAAAAUGGUUUCAUAAAUGAUAAAACUGUAUUAUUGUAA